GUGUUUCGCUUUGAUUUCUCUGAAACUGAACUUCAGUUAUCGCUCUUUUCACUUCUGCUGUGCUCCACCAUUUCAUUUAAUUUGCUUUCUUCCCAACUUGUUUCCUUCAUCGUCUUUUCUCAAUCCUUCUUUCCAUCUUCUUCCGCUACUCUUUGCACUUCAUCUCACCUCCCUUUACACAAAUCACCUCAUCCUUUCAUCAUUCUCGUCUCUCACGCUUUGUUUAAUUUGAUUUUUCUGCUUUUGUUCUCUACUCCCUCUAUCCGUUUUCAUCUUUUACACAAAAUCAGCUCGAUCUUCCACUAAUCUCACCCUUUGUGUUGUUUCGUUAUCUCAGUUUCAUUCUCUCAGCUCAAAAAAAAAAAAAAAAAAAAAAAAAAGAAAGCCGACUUUUUCAUUCCCUUCCUCUCAACCAAAUCCUUUUCGCAUUAUAUAUCUAUCUCUUCAAUUCCAGUACUCUUCCCACUGUUUGAUUUCUUUGGCCUUGUUAACUUGUUUUGCCUCUAAUUUUGUUUUCUCAUCUGCUUAGUUCUGAAAAUCCCUAGAAGAUGCCCGAUCCAAUUUCCGACGCUGUUGUUGCCAAAGUUGUUGAGAACAUAGUUGAUCGGAUUUUGGAUUUUAUUUUAAAUCCAAUCACUGUUGUGCGCAAGUGCAACGAGAAUGUUGAGAAUCUGAAGAACCAAGUUGACAAGCUGAAGGAUCAAAAGAAGCUGGUGGAGAACUAUGAGGCUGAUAUUCGCAGAAGAGGAGAAAUAAUUGAUGACACAGUGCAGACUUGGUUGACUAAAGCAGACGAAUUCAUCAAAGCGGCAGGAGAACCAGUACGAGUUGGUGAUGAAUUUGCCAAGGAGGAGUGUUUCUUUCGGCUGUGUCCCAAUCUCAUUCCUCGUUACAAGCUGAGCAGGAAAGCACAGAAGAAUUCCCAGAAUAUUGUUCAACAUCUGGAAGAAGCUGCUCGAUUCGGGGCCCUCCCAUUUUCCCGCCCUCCUCCUCUACAACAGGACGUUGCUGCAUUUGUGGAAGGGUUUGAGGAGUUCCUCUCUAGAAUGGCUGUUUUGAAGCAGAUAAUGGAGGCCCUAAAAAGUCCAACCGUAAACAAGAUCGGAGUGCAUGGGACUUCCGGUGUGGGGAAGACGAUGCUUGUGAAAAUGGUUAAAGGAAUAGCCAAGCAAGGCAGCUUGUUUACUGCGGUACUUAUGGCUAAAGUGACAAAGAACCCGGACUUGAAAAGUAUUCAACGUGACAUUGCACGUGACUUGGGUAUGGAUCUGCUUCCUACCGAACUUCCACCAGAACAAGUUGCAGAUCGAAUAAGGGCAAAGCUCAUAGAAAAGAAGAAAUUUCUUUGUCUCCAUGUCCAAAAUGCUCCAGACAUUCGAGGCAUCUUUAAUCCGGCGAGGAGGUUGCUUCAUUCCCAGGUAUUUCCCAUGUUGGAGGUAUUGACCCUUUCCAAUUUGCCAAAAAUGGAGAAGAUAUGUCAUGGUCUGACUGGAGCAGCACCUUUUAAAGUAUUAAGCAAGAUAACCGUUGUUGGUUGUCAUCAAUUGAAGAAUCUGUUCUCCUUCUCCAUGGCCAGACAGCUUCAACUUCAAGAAAUAACAGUACAAAAUUGCCGCAACAUUGCAGAGAUUAUUGAUGACGUGGAGGAGCAAGGCAACGGAAAUGAUAUCGUUGAAGAAAGUGAAGGAUGUAAGCUUGGCAACAAUCUGCGGUCCUUAACAUUAACAAAGCUACCAGAACUUAUUAGCUUCUUCAACGGUGGUAAUUGCAGCGGCAUCUCACUUUUCAACGAUAAGGUAUUUCAUUCAUUUCUUUUAUUUUAUUUCAUUUUUUGUUUCUUUGCGGAAGGGUAAUUAGAAAAUAUAAAAAGUUAAUCUUAUUGUUCCUUUUUUCUUAGGGAGAUCAACUGGGUUUCAAGUUUGGGCUAGGUUCAAUAGCAAUCCAAUAGUUUGUGUUUUACAUUUUUACAAAAUUUUUAAAGAAUUACUUUAAAUUAUUUUAAGAAGUGCAGAUGGUUAGACAUAUUUAAAAAAAAUAUAUAUUACUCAUCAAAAAGCUGAAAAAUAUAGGAGUAUUAAAAAGGAUUCAACCUU
Rubroshorea leprosula is the source of this 2093-nucleotide messenger RNA. The record is from the annotation of a GenBank genome assembly. Lineage: Eukaryota; Viridiplantae; Streptophyta; Magnoliopsida; Malvales; Dipterocarpaceae.